Molecule: messenger RNA, 3898 nt
Organism: Bicyclus anynana (squinting bush brown)
Lineage: Eukaryota; Metazoa; Arthropoda; Insecta; Lepidoptera; Nymphalidae
Product: trichohyalin
Exons: 8
Coding region: 1086-3326 (746 amino acids)
Molecular function (GO): phosphatase binding
Source: RefSeq, a predicted model, not a curated record
GAGUAGAGAGACCAUGGGCUACGCUGACGCUCCACUUAGCAAUCCUAACGAUUACAAUAACCACUGCUUUUUUCCCGUUCCUCUAGCGAGCGUUCCAAUCCUAUGCAUAAGAAAUGUUUUAAGAAGCGUUUUGAGCGUUGAAUAAUACGAAAUGGCAAUUAAAAAAAGCUAAAUUAAAUAUACUUAGAUUGCAAGGUAUUAUGUCGUUGGUCACGUGUUAGGCGAUACUCGUGGCUACUCACUGCAGCCUGCAUAGAUCGAUAUCGAUAAUAGUAAAAUGUCUGUAGCCAUCCAAACGUUUUUUUGUCAUUAGCACCUUAUGACUACCUUAAAGAGUAGACAAAAAUUGAGAAAGUUCUUUGUACUUCAAUUAUUAUACUUUAUACCUUUUUUAAAAAAUUAACACAGUUGAGAACAUUUUGCUGAAUACUUAACCGAGAAGUCCUGGCUGUCCAGGAUUCGAUUAUGAAUUAAGAAGGUAUGAGGGAACAGAUGAACAUACCUACCAGGGGCGAUGGGAACCAUCAUAUAUAACAACCAAAUCGGGUUACCUCAUAAAAAUCCACGAGUUUUAUGGACGUCAAUAUUUUAACGUAGGUAAGUACCUAUUCAGCCAAAAACACAUUCAGACUGAAAAACCACAUGAACGGGUUACCUACUAGAAAAUUUCAGUCUUCGCUACCGAUACCUAGUACAUAUCCACUUUCCGGAAAAAUCCUAUUCUUUAAAAAAACUCUAAUAGCUACUCUACUACUACUAGCUCUAUCAUCUACCUCGAAUACUUGUAUACCCAUAUCGUAGAAUUCGUAGGUAGGUAGGUACCUACUCCACAAAAGCACAGAAUACAUGAUAUGUAGGUACAAGUACAGAAGUAUCGAGGCAACCUCAGUCGCCCGAUCUAAAGAUUUUAAAUGUUAAUUCCACGGCGUAAUAACCACGUGCCAAAGUAAAAUCUAAACUUAUUGAUUAUGUACCUACUUAAUACCUACUGGUUUCCAUGCAACUAAUUUGUUUAUUACAAUAGCAACGCAAAGCGAGCAGGACUUAAUAUCUAUCCUAUUGGAAAGAAAUGGUACAAUGUAUCGAUGUUGUGCCUGAGUAAUCAAGUAAUAAUUAUUAAUGAAAGUAUGGAAGAAAUCUGGAAGAAAGAGUUGAUUGAUGAAAAGGAUUUAACAAAGUGUUCCCCAGAUUAUAAUCCACAAGACAUUUAUUUACGUAUGCAGCUAAGGCGAGACAUGGUAAAAGAUACUCACAGUCAUGGUGUUACAGUGCGCACCAAUUGUCAAAAAAAAAACAUCUCGAAGACAAAGAACUGCUAUAAGACUAGAAAGGAAAUAGUAAAAUUACGUGCUUAUUUUCAAAAUAAAAAUUUACAAAACCAAUGUAUGCUAAAAGAUGUAGAUCGUAUUAACCAAAACAGAUAUUUCCGAACAUACAAGAAUGUAUAUCGUGAUAAAGCUGUGCUGAAUAUUGACGAUAAUAAUUUAAUAGAAGAAGACAUUGUGCUAUGCACAAGUAAUCCGGUCGAUGAUCAAGUAAAUUUAAUAAUAGAAAACGAUAGUGAAUUCAAAUUAAUAAAGAAGGAUAAAUGCGAUAUUUUACAAAUGGACAAUAAUCACUCAAAGAAAAGCAUUAAAAAUAUUGAUAAAAAAGAUGAUAAAAUUUCAGGAAUCGUCAGUAAUGAUUAUUCGGAAAUCAAAGCAAUCACUAAAGUUAGCCUUAACCAUAGAUCUUCACCGCCGGCAGCACUUAAUAGUUCUUGUGAUGAAAAUAAAACUAUUAAAAAGGAGAACGGAAUAUGCUCUGAUUUAAUGUCUUCAUAUAAUAAUGAAUAUAAAAAUGAUUUACAGUCACUUUUGAUAAUGAUGACGAUUCAUUCUACUGUCCAUGAAACUAAUGAACCAGAUGAACCUCAAGGCACUGAAGGUGAAGCGCUUGAUGACAAUAUCGGUAAUUUCAAUAUAGACGUGAAGGAUUCAACAAAAAAGAGAUAUGAAUUAUUAGAUGAAACUGAAAUCGGUGAAUUAGAAAAAUUACUGAAUAUACAACCUAUCGUUCAUAGAACUCUUCGUGAAAAGUAUAUUAUUAAAAAAUAUGUUAUUCUAUGGAAAUUAUUCGUGAAGAAGAAUAGAGAAAAUGAUAUAUUACAACAAAGGCAGGAAACUCUUAAUGUAUUUUUUGAUAAACUCGCUAAAAAAAAGAGCAACACAACUUCUGCUACGGAACCAGAGCGAAAAUCACUGUAUCUUGUACGAGACUAUAAUUCAUAUCGACACAGGUACAAACUACAAAAGCACAUUAUUGCGUUACAAAAAGCUAAGUUGGAGGAGCAAAAUAAAGUUAUAGAACAAUUAAAAUAUAACAAAAUAGUCGAAGCAUCUCGCCAAUCUCUAGAUACUAUGAGAGAAGAUAUACGUAAGGCGUAUUACGACAUCGAUAAACAUUUGAAGCCGAAAAUUAAGUGUUUAACUAACGAGCUUAAAUUAAAAGAAUUAGAAGAACCAUCACUCGUUCUCCAUUGCUUAAAAGUACCGCAAUUUCUGCAACGAAUGGAAGCUAGAGCUAGACAGAGAGAAGAGAAACAUGCAAUCAUACGUGAAAGGAGAAAGCAAAUGGAAGAAGAACGGAUACGAUUAAAGCAACAAGCGGAACUUGCUAAAACAGAAAUGGACAAAGAAGAGAAGUUAAAGAGAUUAAGAGACUUAAAAGAAAAAAGAAAAAGAGAAAAGGUAGAAAGCAUUAGAAAAAAACAGCACGCCGAGAGAUUAAGAGCCUUGAUAGUUAUGGCUGAUUUGCACUAUGAGAAAAAUCUUAUGGUCAAAUACGGCAUCAAGCCUUUAAGAAAACUGCUAGAAAUAAAACGUGAUAAUAUGCAAAAAGCUAAAGCGCAUUGUAGAUUUCAAACGCUUAAGAAUACAUUUUUAAACUGGAUGUGGUAUACAGAAGAUAUGUGGUUUGAAAGAAAUUUCAAAGCAGAUGAUUUUUACAGAAAAAAGCUUUUAAGUAAAACAUUUAACAGCUUGAAAAAGAAUCAUCACGAAUUUGUGUUAAAAAAACAAGUAGCAGAGGACUAUUAUGAUUUGUACGUAACACAAGUAGUGUUCACAAAAUUCCGUAAAGGUAUUGAAAUUAUCAAGCAAGAGUUGGAAAUCAAAGUAGUAAAAGCAACAUUGUAUUAUAACAGCAAUAUUUUAUUCAAAACUUUUACCUGUUGGCGGUCUCUACCUGCUCUUAACGCGUUGAAGAGAGAACAAGAUGCCAGAAAGCUAAAGUGGAGGCAGAAAGUGUUAUUGGUUGUGCCAGAUUAUAAACCACCCGAGGACUAGCUUAAUUGUAGUAAAUAAGAUUUUAGGGCAUUCUGGAAAAUUUACGAGGGUUUUCGCAAAUACCGCUCGCCUUACUUCGCGAGUAUAUUAGCCCUUAUUGAUAUGUUUUUGUACAUUGCGCAGCCUUGUGUUAAGAGAUGACCAUAGGUUUUUUUUUUUAAAGAAUAUUUGCCAUAUCUUUUAUAAUAUGACCAAUAUUCUCAUUCCUCUCCAACUAGUCGGUAACACUGUCCUUGGAGUGGGUACGACAAUAGACCAACGGGGCGGGGUUCGAACCACCACGCUUCGGUAAUGAGUCCGACCUCUCCUACCGUUGAGCUAUUGCGGCUACAAAGGUUUGGUAAGCAUCGAUCGGCCUGGGAAACUUUAUGACAUUUCGGAAGUUAGCUGCUAGUAUCGCGUGCAUAAAUUAGGUAGGUACACCUAAAAUCAAGACGUUCCCAUUGAUAAAGUCCCUUUCAUGAAAAAAGUCAUCCAGACGCGACGCUCGUAUUGUCAUUUGUGUAAGGCGCUUUAGCCGCGGGACUUUUUUCCUGAAAAGGACUCUAUCUGAAAUUUUGCGCUGUUCCGAG